Capsella rubella is the source of this 1332-nucleotide messenger RNA. RefSeq names its product polyadenylate-binding protein 8. The transcript is spliced from 6 exons. NCBI's taxonomy places the organism in Eukaryota, Viridiplantae, Streptophyta, Magnoliopsida, Brassicales, Brassicaceae. The coding region runs from base 1 to 1332 and encodes 443 amino acids. Gene Ontology annotation, cellular component: ribonucleoprotein complex; nucleus; cytosol. Gene Ontology annotation, molecular function: poly(A) binding; mRNA 3'-UTR binding; poly(U) RNA binding. The record is from RefSeq and is a predicted model, not a curated record.
AUGGAGUAUUUUGGUUGGGAUUAUAUGUUCGAAAGGUGGAAAGAUUUGUGGUUAACUUCACUAUACGUUGAGAAUCUUGAAGAGAACAUGAGUGAUGAAGAUCUCUACGAUUUGUUUUCCGAGACGGCUUAUGUGGUCCGUACUCAUAUCUGCAGGGAUCCUUCGACCUAUGUUUCUUGUGGCUAUGGUUACGUUUUCUUUGCUAAUAACAAUGAUGCUGAAAAAGCUCUAUUGAAGCUAAACUUUGUUACUUUUAAGGGAAGGUCCAUUAGAGUUAUGUACUACGGCCAAUAUCUAAGUCUUAACGGAGUUGGUAAUAUAUUUAUCAAGAAUCUUGAUAAAUCUAUCGAUCACAAAGCACUUCAUAAUAUAUUUUCCGGGUAUGGACUCAUUGUUAGAAGCAAAGUAGCUUCUGAUGCCUCUGGUCAAUCUAAAGGUUUUGGCUUUGUUCAAUACAACACUGAAGAAUCAGCUCACAAGGCCAUAGAACAUAUGAAUGGAAUGGUUCAUAACGAUACGAAGGUAUCCGUUCGACCUUUUAGUCAAAGAGAUUGUCAAAGCGUUAAAGAAAUAUUUGUCAAUGUUGUUGUCAAAAAGAUCCCCAAAUGUAUGACUGAAACAGAAUUGAACACAAUUUUUCAAAAGUUUGGACCGACGACGAGUUGUGUGAUCAAGAUAAAUGACCAAGGAAAGUCGAAAAGGUUCGGCUAUGUUAAUUUUGUGAAUCCAAAAGAUGCAGCUAGAUCUGUCAAGGCUUUGAAUGGGAAGAAAUUUGGUUACUACAAGAAGUGGUAUGUUGCGAAAUCGAAAGAGAAGUAUGAUAUGGCAUUAGUAAUCAAGAGACGUUUGAAGAGUAUCGCCGAAAGAUCUCACGGUUCGAACAACUUGUGUGUCAAGAAGCUGGAUAUAACCAUAAAUGAUGAAAUCCUCAAGGAUUUUUUUUCACCUUAUGGAACUAUACUACUAUGCAAGGUUAUGAGAGACUCAAGUGGAGUGAGUAAAGGAUCAGGUUUUGUUACGUUUUCGAAACCUGAAGAAGCUUCUAAAGCUAUUGAGGCGAUUAAUAGAGAAAUGAAUAUUACAAAACAAGUUUAUGUGGAUCUAGCCAUAGCACUUACAUAUGCGAGCCCUGAACAUCAGAGAACGAUGCUUCGUGAGAAUCUGUACCACCGUGUUGAGCAACUGGAGCCUCAUUCAGCUGCAAAGAUCACUGGAAUGAUCCUCGAAAUGGACCACGAUGAAGUACAUCACUUGUUGGAAUCACAUGACUCCCUCAAAUCUAAAGCCAAGGAGGCUAUGGACGUCCUGAGGACUGAGCAACAACUCCGGUGA